Messenger RNA from Pygocentrus nattereri (red-bellied piranha), 953 nucleotides. RefSeq lists its product as uncharacterized. NCBI's taxonomy places the organism in Eukaryota, Metazoa, Chordata, Actinopteri, Characiformes, Serrasalmidae. The record is from RefSeq and is a predicted model, not a curated record. The coding region runs from base 10 to 762 and encodes 250 amino acids. The transcript has 5 exons.
CUGGACUAAAUGAAAAUGCUGGUCAUCUUUGGAAUCUUGGUGAUGUUCACAGAAGCUGGAGUGGGUUUGUUGUCCAUAAACCCUGUUUGUAGAUUUACUCAGAGUGAUCCAUGUUAUGGAGCUGUGGGACGACCGCUGUACCUGCAGCUGCCAUCUGAGGAUGAAUUACGCUUAAAGAAGAACAUCAAUGGAGUUCCUACUGAGCGUAUUUUCAGAUUUAUAAACCAUAACAUCACAUUAAACCAUUCAGUUUAUCCAAGAUGGCAGUUUGUUACUGAUAACAGAUCCAUGAUAAUCAGCAGUGCAGAGAAAAGAAACUCAGGAAGAUACACUUUAGAAACAUAUGAUUCUGCAGGGAAUAACAGAGGCGUUUAUCAUCUCCAGCUGGUUAUUGAAGCUGUGGUGCCCUCAGUGACUGUGACAGACAGCUGCUUAUCAAUUGAGAAGAGGAACGUUUACUGUUCGUCUGAUGGAGAUAAUGUGCACUAUAACUGGACUUUCCAACAUACACACCAACUGGCUGAUGGGAACCAGACUCUUCUGCUGGACAGGGCAGCUCAUGGAAGUGUCACCUGCUAUGCUCAGAAUCAUGUUAGCCAUGGACACAAAACUAUUGAGAUACAGCAGUGUCCUGGAGACAUUGUGUUUGUGUCAGUGUGGGUUUUGGAGAUUAUUAUUCUGCUGUCAUUGUUAGGAGGCUUUCACAUCUACGCCAGAAUCCAAAGAAAACAGAGCAAGAGAGCAGCAGAAACUCCUAGGUAAGGAAGAGGAGAACCUGGAACAAGAAGACAGAGAGCAUCAUUACAGGAGAUAAACCAUCUCACACAACCGGAACAAUCAGCAGAAGACAACCAUCAAUAGAGAAAAAAAGAAAACAGGCUGAGGUCAUUCUGAUAAUUAAGGACACUGGUGGACUGAAUUGACAAUAAAAAUUUGCCCAUCCAACUAACAAA